CUUAAAGUAAAACACAUCUGAAAAUAUAACAUAUUUGUUUUUAUUGGUAGUUUUUAGCUUCAUGGUGGUCUCACCGCAUGGACGUCAUAGCAAACUGUUCCCACCUCUAUUCUAGGCUACAGGGUACUAGCUGCGCAUCAAAACGAGCGUACCCCAGCUAGAAAGAAUCCACCCCGAGCCAUAACGGAGCCGACAGAGGGACAGAAGACGACAACAACACAGUAUCGCCGAAUUAUCAUCUAAGAACACAGAUACAACAUCAGUUCACGGGCCAUGAUGAGGAGGUUGUGUGAGGUGGCUCUUGUGUCCCUUCUUAUUGGGUUUCUGUUGAAUACUGAAUCAACAUGGGCUAAAAAAGGUAGCAGCAGCAGCAAGAAAACGUCAUCUUCUACCAACAAGGGUGGGACACAAUCAAAACCAUCCUCUCAGCCAGGAUACCCCCGACAGCCACAGAGUCCCAAUCGAAACCCCAAUCCUUAUCCUCCUGGUGGAAGUUACCCAGGAGCAGGCAACACUAAUCCAGGAGGAAUUCCCAGACAAAAUCCACCAAGUUAUCCAGGAGCUGGUAGUAACCCCAACCAGUAUCCUGGUAGAGCCAAUCCUGGAGGUUAUCCAAACCAGAACCCUGCAGGUGGAUAUCCAGCUGCAGGAGGCUACCCAGCAGCAGGUGGCUAUCCCAACCAAUAUCCAGGCAGAGCUGGCAACCCACCUAACCAGUACCCUGCUGCAGGAGGCUACCCGGCUGCAGGAGGCUACCCAGCAGCAGGUGGCUAUCCCAACCAAUAUCCAGGCAGAGCUGGCAACCCAGGAGGAUAUCCUAACCAGUACCCAGCUGCAGGUGGCUACCCAGCUGCAGGAGGUUACCCAGUCAGAGGAGGAAAUACAGGACAGGGUUGGGGUCAGCCUGGGGGUUACCCUGGUGGGGGGGUUGGUGGUUACCCCGGUGGGGGGGCUGGUGGUUACCCCGGUGGGGGGGCUGGUGGUUACCCCAACUGGAACCCAAAUAAUAAGAUCCUUAGUCCCCGCUAUGGUGGAGGAGGAUAUGGUGGAGGAGGAUAUGGUGGCGGCCCAGGGAUGGGAGGGUCUCCAUUCUCUCGUUCUGUACAGGGUAUGGGUUACCAGCCCCAGUCUUCAGGUUUUGCCAAAAAAGCCAUGUUGGCAGCAGGCGUUGGUGCUGUGGCUGGAAUGGCCGUUGGAUAUGGACUAGGGCGCUUCCCUCGACCACACUUUAAUUUCCGCAACCCUGAAGAAGAGCAAUACUACAACAACUACAUGUACCGCCGUUAUGGCACCCAAUCUACAGAUGAAAAAGACUAUGGCCGUGAUUACGUCUACAAUCCUCCGCCACGAGCAGAGACUUAUGACAAGUUCAUGCAACGCUGUAUGAAUAGGACUGACCUUCUUAAAGACCAGGGGAGCAGCUCUACCGUGCCUAAAAGUCAGGGUGGAGGUGAUAAUGAUGACACCGUCGGCAUAGAGGAGAUUGGAUACCCAGCCUUAAUUGAGCAAUUGAAGUCCCGGCACUGUGUUGAGCAGUACAUGGUCUAUUCUGAGAGUUUUCUGCAGGAACGAAAAGCAGAACAACAACUCCAGCCAAGAGGCAGCAGCCCUCCGAGCUACGGGGUGAUUCAACUGUUCACCUCCCUCCUCAUGCUACUGUCCAGCAUGCUCCUUCUCCAGUGAGAAUACUUUGAUUUCCUUUUACCAUACUCCAAAUGGAUUUCUGUUUCCUCCAUUAUAACUGCACGUCCAUAUACCGCUUAUGUAUUAUAAUCUCAUAGCAAGCUUUCUGGGUCAUAUUUAGUCAAUCCUCUAUUAUUGCGGCAAAACACUACUAAAAGGUAACAAAAUGCAGAUGUGUAUAAAGAAACUAAAGUAGUCAAUUUUAAGAGGCAGCAGUCAGUUGUGUGUUGUACAUGCUGCACUGUUUUUCUUUCAAGAAUAUAUUUAGCACUUUUAUACUCCACAUUAUUGAACACUGAAUGCAUAGAAGAUUCAGGUUACUUUAGUUUUUGUGACAAUUUAUUGUGACAGUAUGUCUACUAUAUGCUACUUUGUAAAAUAGGAAUGUGACAUUAAGGAUUUUAUAUAUAUACAAAAACAUCACUAACUUCAUUACAUCAUUCAUUCAUCCUUUUCAUCUGGAGAAUUCAACAGGCUGAUUCUUCCGUGCAUUGGUUUAAUAUUCUUUCAUCAAAGGAACAUUUUGUUUUCAUCAAAUAUAAAAGAAUGUUUAAGACAGAGUUUAGCUAAUUUUAAAAACAGGGCUUUUAAAGGGGAGAUUUUCAGAUUGUCAGUGCAAAGUGCAGAUGGUGUUCACUUCCAAAUAAUAGCUUAAUAGCCAUAAGCUGUUUUUUUAAGGACCUCUCACAAAGGCACCAA
Molecule: messenger RNA, 2382 nt
Organism: Sander lucioperca (pikeperch)
Lineage: Eukaryota; Metazoa; Chordata; Actinopteri; Perciformes; Percidae
Product: translation initiation factor IF-2-like
Exons: 2
Coding region: 274-1683 (469 amino acids)
Biological process (GO): protein homooligomerization
Cellular component (GO): membrane
Source: RefSeq, a predicted model, not a curated record